Molecule: messenger RNA, 4692 nt
Organism: Talaromyces atroroseus
Lineage: Eukaryota; Fungi; Ascomycota; Eurotiomycetes; Eurotiales; Trichocomaceae
Exons: 2
Coding region: 1-4692 (1563 amino acids)
Biological process (GO): protein phosphorylation
Molecular function (GO): ATP binding; protein kinase activity
Source: RefSeq, a predicted model, not a curated record
AUGGAUCAACGACCACAGUAUAUCCCAGCUCCACCUCCGCUAUCGCAACCAAAUCAGUCCCAUAUUAUUCCUCUUCCUCCUCCCCCUCCGCGACCAUCGACCCAGCAUGGCCUCAUGCUUCCCCCUCCGCCUGGACCACCGCCAGGAUCUGCCUACUCGGUUUCAAACCAAUGGACAAGUUGGCGCCCCCAGAACUUCACCGCUCUUCCUCCUCCGCCGCCUCACCCGUCAUUGAUGCCGGCAACUCCAGCAUAUCUUCGUCCACAGCCCACUCCAUUGUCCAUUCCUAUCCCGCCUCCACGUUCUGAAGGACCUCUCACCUCUGCUACUUACAUGCCCACUACUGAGACCUUUGGUCCAGGUGUAGGCAUUCCGCCACUUUACGAAAACUAUGGGCACUCUGCAGCUACAGUGCGGCCAAGUGCGACGACCUGGGAUAGUGUAUCUUCGGAUAAUUCUUACAGGAGGGAUGCGAAUGUCCCUGCCACUCCGUCUCGGAACUUACCUCCUUCACUUAUGCUAGGGGAUCACCACGAGAGAAUGUCACCGGGCCCAGCAACGGCCACAUUGCAGAACCCCGGCAACGAGCCAACACGGACAACUAGCCACAAGCACAACGCUAGUGGUAUAUCUCUUGGAGGGAUUUCCGCUGGCGACGCUGCUGUACAAUGGCCUCUUGAGAGGGUAGUUAGUUGGCUUGCGAGAAAUGGGUUUUCUAAAGAUUGGCAGGAGACCUUCAAGUCCUUGGAGCUCCAAGGUGCUGAUUUUCUAGAGCUUGGCCACGGGGCGAAUGGUCGCGGUAACCUUGGAAAGAUGCACCAUCUUGUUUAUCCACAAUUAGCAAAAGAGUGCCAGAAGAGCGGGACUGGUUGGGACCAGAGCCGAGAACGUGAUGAAGGCAAACGAAUGCGGAAGCUCAUUCGUCAAAUACAGGACGGCGGAAACGAUAUGUCCACAUACAUGGAUAGACGACGAGAGUCACAGUCGCUAAUACCUAGUGCGUCCACGGAAGGAGGUCUGGAGAAUUCUCCUAAUUUAGCAUGGGAUUCUGCCUUCCCUCCAUUUGUCGCGAAUGCACAACCAGACAAUGCUUACAGUCAACAUCCUGCUCAUCGACUACCACCAACUACGUACAACAAGCAAAAUGGUCAAGUUCGUUCAGUUACGGCUCCCAUUAUGCAAAAACAGGAUGCUGGAGAUGGCGAUUCAACCAUGCAUCCUCGCUCAGAGUUCUCUAGAAAUGCUCUUGCUGGCUUAGACGAAGUGCGGAAACCAAGCCCUUCUUCGACCAGCGACGGCGGCGUAUUUUCAGGCCCCUCGUUCAAGGCAUAUGAAGAUAGCCCGCAAAGCGGUAGCCCAGCAGCACAGCCUGCCUCACUUGCCCCCUCGGGGUUAGUUUCGUCAUCAACAGGGGAUUUGACCUCCACAAGAUUUGAACAUCAACGAGGAAAUAGCACUGAUUCGCUUUCUGGACGUGGGGGUUCUACUGUGCCUCGGUUUUAUGAGGGCCGAAAACCAGUACCAGAUAACUCACGUAUUACACCGCAAGACAAUAACAAGGAACCUGGUAAAAGCUUUUUGGGGUUUUUCAAAAAGAAAUCCCGCUAUCACGACUCGUCAAAUCCGUCGCCAGAAGACCAGCUUAUGGACUCGCCAACGAGUCCUUCGUUUAUGCGUCAAAAUGGCCUAAACAGCCCCUUCAACAAGACGUCCUUUAACAAUAGUGACUUGUCACUGGUGGAACGUCCCUUAUCUUCUUCUUUCUCUGACUACGAGAAAAGUACAGCCCGAUUUAGGUCAUCUACAAAGCAUAAAAGAUACGUCCUAGCAACUCUAGAUGGGUUAAACUAUCGCCUUGUAGAUAUUACAGAUGCUGAAACGGCGGAAAAUCUACGGGCAUUAAUUUGCCAAACUCUAGGCCUUGCAGACUGGUCCACUGCUCAGAUUGCACUUACAGAGCUAGGGCAAACAGAACACGACGAAUUCUUGGAUGAUUCGACGCUUGCUCUUAGUUGGCGUGCGCGAGCAGACCCGUUGGGAACGUUAAAACUAUAUGUUCGUGAAAACUCGUCUGCAGGAUCUACUGGCUUGGGAGUAUCGGUUCUUGAAAAACUUUCAUCAUCUCCCAGUUUGGCGCAUCGCCCUGUGCAAAGAAAGCCUUUGGAAGACGAUACACUUCACCGCGGUUCUCCACGCACUCAUGUCACAUCUAGCUCGCCUCACGGAGCUUACUACACUUCCUCCAAAACGACCUCCGCCCAUCCGUCACCGUCUUUGCAUGAAACUUUGCGUGACGAGAGUUCUCAUGAUGCCGAUUUAGCGGCUCGCCAAGAGGAGUAUAAGCGGGAGGUUGAGCGAAAACAGAACGCCUACUUCAAGUCAAAGCAGCCUGCGGACCUUCAGCUUCAUAAUAAAGAUAAUUAUGGUGAGACUGGAUACCGGAGUAAAGGUAUCAUUGACUUCGAUCAACCGCGUACCUCUCCUUACGAGGAUAAACGACAUGAGGGCCUAGUUCCUCAGCGGAAGCCUCCAUCUGCCCCAUCUGAGUCGACCACUCUUACCAAGGUCAAUUCUCUCAGUAAAAAGCCCACUGAGCGCACACGCCUCCCAUCGAAGAAACCCGAAACACAUAAAUACAGAUUGAUCCAGGAGGAAGACUCUUCAGAUAUAAGGAAUUCUUCCAUUACUACAAACUUCAAUCGAGAUCUCGAUGCAGGACCCGAAAGUGCUGGCCAUAGGCCUCCUCCCCUGCCCACAUCUACCAGUUCCCCUUCGAUAAUACCAUACUCUACGCCCAACGAUACUGAGUCCAAUACAGCACGGAGGAUUCCAUCGUCUUCCUCUUCCUCUUCCUUUAAACCGGCCUCAUUGCAAAGUCGAAAAUCAUUUGGGCCAGAAUACGAUUUUGAAGAAGCCAAAGUCACAUUCAAUGCCCCUCGCACACCUCAACUGGAAUCUGAUGAUUCCGAUGAAGAUUCCGAUGACGGUCUCUUUGCAAUUCCUAUCUCGACCAAUAAAGGUUCUUCUAUAGAUAAGGAAGGUCCUUCUGCCGCCACACCUCCGAAAUCCCAGAAACCAUCUCUUACGGUGAAUACCUCAACGAGAUUGAGUAAGGGCUUGUCUGUGUCUUUCAAAUCUCCCAAUACUAGUGAUGAGAUAUCCGCCGGACCAUCUUAUCCUGGCUCUGCAGUGUUUUCACACGACCUUCGCUCCGGCAGUGGUUCAUACUCUGCAAAUACAUUGCCGUCGCCUGAGGAUGAACGGUACAAUCGCAGAGAUUCCUUUGCAAGAAACGAUAUUUGGGCUAGCCGUCCUCCAGUCGAAGGCGUCAUCGACAACCUUGACGAUUUCUUCCCUAAUAUCGAUCUCGAUGAACCCUAUUUAGAAGCAUCGGGCACCUCCCCUCCAAGUUCUCCAAUUCAUCCAUCCAUCAAAGACCAAUCCGGGCCCUUGUUCCAACCGCCACCAAACAUCCCUAGCCACGGAUCUGAUAUGCAAGGUCCUAGUGAGCCAAGCUUGAAGCACUCCGUCGCACAUCGCAACCUCGGCAAGGCAGGCGGCUUGAGUCGCAUGAAGUCUAUACGUGAAGUUGCUAAAGGCGCACAAGAAAUCAAUAGGAAGAAAAGCAUUCCAGGUCAGAACAACAAAAGAUCCGGUGACAUACUCCGGCGAAAAAGUACCAAAAUGUUUGGCGCGAAGAUUAUGCAAAUCAGUCCAAAGCCUGGCAGUCGCUUGAGCCAGUUAGAUCCAUUAGUCCCAAACAACAACAAUGUCCCGUCAGGUAGCGUACCACAACGAGAACAAACCUUCCGUAUCAUCAGGGGUCAACUCAUUGGAAAAGGCACGUACGGCAGAGUGUAUCUUGGCAUGAAUGCUGAUACUGGAGAGGUUCUUGCUGUGAAACAAGUUGAAGUCAACCCCAGGGUCGCUGGCCAAGAUAAAGAUCGCGUCAAAGAAAUGGUAGCUGCUAUGGAUCAGGAAAUUGAUACGAUGCAGCAUCUUGAACAUCCCAACAUCGUGCAAUACCUUGGCUGUGAGCGUGGAGAAUUGUCUAUAUCGAUCUAUCUUGAAUAUAUCUCUGGUGGGUCUAUUGGGAGUUGUUUGCGCAAACAUGGCAAAUUCGAAGAGUCAGUUGUCAAGUCACUUACACGACAGACUCUCAGCGGCUUGUCCUAUCUUCAUGACCAGGGUAUUCUUCACCGUGAUCUCAAGGCUGACAACAUUCUUCUCGACUUGGACGGCACGUGCAAAAUUUCUGAUUUCGGAAUUUCGAAGAAGACGGACAAUAUUUACGGCAAUGACGCGUCUAAUUCGAUGCAGGGCUCUGUGUUCUGGAUGGCUCCGGAAGUCGUGCAGUCCCAAGGCCAGGGUUACAGCGCCAAGGUCGACAUAUGGUCACUUGGCUGUGUAGUCCUAGAAAUGUUUGCCGGCCGUCGGCCAUGGAGUAGGGAAGAAGCAAUAGGGGCUAUUUUUAAGCUAGGCAGUCUCAGUCAGGCACCGCCAAUACCGGACGAUGUGGCUGUGAACAUCAGUCCUGCGGCAUUGGCUUUCAUGUAUGACUGCUUUACAAUUGAUACUUUCGACCGUCCGACUGCUGAGACCCUUCUUUCUCGGCAUCCUUUCUGUGAGCCCGAUCCAACUUACACUUUUGAAGAAACAGCGUUGUAUGCAAAGAUUCGUGAUGUACUUUAG